Molecule: messenger RNA, 318 nt
Organism: Staurois parvus
Lineage: Eukaryota; Metazoa; Chordata; Amphibia; Anura; Ranidae
Source: the annotation of a GenBank genome assembly
AUGGAUGAUGUGCAAACAUUUCUAGGAGUCUCUCCACAUUAUAACUACUCAGAGACUCUAACGUUUAGUCCAGAAAAAGGCUUCUGGUGCCAAUUAUUGGAAGGUGGUAAAACAAAAUGUCUUGGAAAAAACAAGGGUCGUAAAUAUCCAACAAUGCAUAUAGAGUCAAGAUUUUUUCUCUCAAGCUAUUACCGGGACCACAACAUCGAAUUGUCCAAACUUCUACAUAGACUGGGACUACCAUUACCAUCCUGGCUGAGACAGGAGCUCCAGAAAUGUAUAAAUUUAAUCCAGACCUCAACAUGUGGGCUACGCUAA